UCAGUAUGUAUUAGCUUUUUUUUCUCAUUUCCAGCACCCAAAAUAUGUCUAAAUAAAGAACCCAUCAACUGUCUUAACCAUGCUUCGCGUGCUCUGGAAAACGGGGAGUGUCUGUGGAGUCUUGCUUUCUUGCAAAUUGAAUGAAUCCAGUACAUGUAACGAGCAGCUCUCGUGUGCCUGGCCACUGGGCCAGACAGUGAUGACCUGCACAGGUUCGUGGCCUCCAGGGGUGGAGGCCGCAAGGGUAGGCGGCCCUGGCCCGCAGAGUGGCCCCAGGCUCCGCACGCGCAUCCUCAGCCCCCGGCCGCCGCCAGGGGGCGCGCUCCGACCUCCGGCACCAGGCGGUCUGGCGGCGAGGGUCUGGGUGCUCCCAGCUCGGCCUUGGGGCCGCGUCUCGGGGAGGCGGCCCAGCCGGUCUGUGGGGAGGCGGGGGACAAGCGGCCUUGGCGGGGACACGGGCCCCUGCCCGGGCGGCCGCGAAGCGAAGGCGGGAGGGGGCGCUGCGGGCCGAGCGGGCGCGACGCGGAGGAAGGGCCAUCUUGCCGCCGCCUCGGCUGCGCCAGGGGCCGCGAUGUCGUCCCGGCCGCGGCGCGACGACGCGGGGGCCGCGGGCGCACGGCGGCAGCGGGAGCCGCCGGAGCAGGAGCUGCAGCGGCGCCGGGAGCAGAAGCGGCGACGGCACGACGCGCAGCAGCUGCAGCAGCUCCAGCACCUGGAGUCCUUCUAUGAAAAACCUCCUCCUGGGCUUAUCAAGGAAGAUGAGACUAAGCCAGAAGACUGUAUACCAGAUGUGCCAGGCAAUGAACAUGCCAGGGAGUUUCUGGCUCAUGCACCAACUAAAGGCCUUUGGAUGCCGCUGGGGAAGGAAGUCAAAGUUAUGCAGUGUGAGUAUGGAAGAGUUUCAGGUUGGCGUUGUAAACGGUAUGGUCACCGAACAGGUGACAAAGAAUGUCCUUUCUUCAUCAAAGGCAACCAAAAGUUAGAACAGUUCAGAGUAGCACAUGAAGAUCCUAUGUAUGACAUCAUAAGAGAGAAUAAAAGACAUGAAAAGGAUAUAAGGAUACAACAGUUAAAACAGUUACUGGAGGAUUCUACCUCAGAUGAAGAUGCGAGCAGCUCCAGUUCCUCAGAAUGCAAAGAGAAACUUAAGAAAAAGAAGAAGAAAGGAAAGCAAAAGAAAAGGAAGAAAGAAAAGAAAAAGAAGAAAAAACGGAAGCAUAAGUCUUGCAAGUCAAAUGAGAGUUCGGACUCAGACUGAUAAGGACUUGACUUGUGUGGCAUUCUCAUCUCAGCAAUCAAACACUGUGGCCAAAGAGCAGAGGCAUGGGGGUCGGAGAAGAAAAGGAGGGACGCUGAGAGGACCUUUGGUGUCGGCCUGUGAGCUCUCACGUCCUCCAGCACAGAUGUGACCCACAGGGGAGGCAGGGAUCCUCCCAGGUGCCAGCUGUGCACAGGGGCCGAUUUCAGGCAGGAGUGCCUUCGUCAGUGUCCUCCUCCCUGCUCAUCUGCAGCUUGUGAUUCCUUUGGAACGGCUCUGCCAAGGGUGGCUGGACAAAGGGAGUCUCUGGGGAGCUCCAGGCGCUGCCACAGCCAUCACCCUCCUGACAGGCGGCUUGACUUCAGUCCCAGACUUCAGCUUGGCCUUUUCUCUGUGGUUGAAGGUAAUAAAAGCUCCUUAUUAUAUUUAUUUCAAAAAA
This is a messenger RNA of Manis pentadactyla (Chinese pangolin), 1697 nucleotides long. Its product is annotated as retinitis pigmentosa 9 protein. The record is from RefSeq and is a predicted model, not a curated record. NCBI's taxonomy places the organism in Eukaryota, Metazoa, Chordata, Mammalia, Pholidota, Manidae. The coding region runs from base 80 to 1258 and encodes 392 amino acids. Gene Ontology annotation, biological process: RNA splicing. The transcript has 6 exons.